AUGGGCAGUGUGGCCGGGGUACUCACUCCGGACGCUGAUGCUUUCCCCUAUUUUGCCAAGUUUGCCGCCAGUGACACGUCCAUCGAGGACGAGUGGAUCAAAGAUCUCGAGCUCAUGCACCAUUACACGUCCUCAGCAUAUCUCACGCUUCCCAGGGCCACUGACAUCAGGCACUCAACCUACGCUAUCUGUGCGUCAAUACACCAGAACAAGGCAAUUUUCGGCCUCCAGUCCGCCCUGGGGCAGAUAUCCAACGAAAACUGCCAUGCUGUCUUCGCGGCAUCCGCCUUUCUCUGCAUCUGCGGUUUUGCCAGCUAUUCCUCGCAGAAUGUCGCUGACGGGCGCCCAGCGUUCGAGAAUUUCCUGGAUGUCUUGCUACUCAUUCGGGGCAAGAGCUUCAUCCUAGACUCCUUUUCAAAGACACUUCAUCACGGGCCAUUAGGAAUGCUCUUCCACAAGGGCGACCAAAACCCCGCUGCGCCACCCAUCUUGACGACUUUCAUUAUUCAACUCCGUUAUCUCGAUUCACUGAUUACUGAGGGCGAUCCAAGCUCAGCAUUAUGCCGUGAAGCAGUCAAGUCUACAAUUGAAUGGACAGAACGAGUGAUUGAAAGCACUCACUGGCCCGAUCUUCGGUUCACGCUUAGUUGGCCGAUAUGCCUUUCUGAGGGCUUCGUUGAUCUUCUCAAGCAAUCUGAUCCCAUGGCCUUGGCCAUUUUCGCACAUUAUAGCGUCAUUUUGCAGCAUACGGGAAAUAUGCAUUGGUACUUGAGUGGUUGGGGCGAGAGGGUGAUAAAAGAUAUUGGCGAUAGUAUGGACACAGACUGGAGGGAGACAAUCAAAUGGCCUCUAAGAAUAGUAUCAAAUACGUGA
Clonostachys solani is the source of this 873-nucleotide messenger RNA. NCBI's taxonomy places the organism in Eukaryota, Fungi, Ascomycota, Sordariomycetes, Hypocreales, Bionectriaceae. The record is from the annotation of a GenBank genome assembly.